AUGCAUCACCGUCAUCCCAACAAUCGAAGCGACAGGAGGGCCUUGCGAGUCUUCCAAGCCAACGUGGGCAAGAUCCCUCCGGCGCAUGACACUGCGCUCGCGCUGGCUGAUUCGGAGCGAUACGACAUUAUCCUGCUGCAGGAACCAUGGACAGGACUUAAAGACGGCCGAUGCCUCACCAAGACGCAUCCGGCCUACGACACAUUCUCACCCGUCACCGACUGGGACGGCCGCGACACUCGUCCGAGAGUCAUGACAUACGUCCGGCGCUCCGCAGGCCUCGUCGCUGAUCAAAAGAGACCUGCGGCGACUCGUGACAUCCUUUGGCUCGCCGUGAACGGGACGACAGUAGUUAACUUCUAUCGGCAGCCGGACUACGACGCGGCUUUGGAAAUACUGCUGGGCCGGCCGACAAGAGCACCGCGCACGAUCGAUCUCGCCUUCUCCAAUAUACCUUUGGCGGACGCGAUUGUUGAGGAUCAUUUAGCAACCGGGUCCGACCACUUUACUCUUAGUAUCACGCUGCCUAGUCAAGCCCUAGCACCCCUUCCAUUAUGCAAGAUCCGCCUCAACUCCGAUGAGGAAUUGAAGCGAUUUGUCGAGCUGGUAGAAGCCGGUGCAGCUUUCAUCCCGACUACAACCUCAACUCCCUCCGAGCUGGACAACUUUGCGUCGGCGCUGGUGGACCUUCUUGGUUGUGCAGCGAGAGCUGCUGGCCGACCAGUCCGUAAGACGACGCAUGGGGCGCGGUGGUGGAACGAAGAGUGCGCAAAGGCGGCGGCCAAUUAUCGCGCGUGGAGGAGGGUGUACCCUCUCGGCUUCGACCGAGAAGUGCAGCUAGCCAAGCGGGAGCUUCACAAUGCAGUGCGCCGAGCAAAACGCCUUUACUGGCGUGAUUUGAUCGACAGCUUUGCCGACGGCGACUCCGUCUUUCGGGCGGUCCGCUGGCUAAAAUCCUCAGGGCCGUGCCAGGCACCUCCCCUGCAAGUAGACGGCCGAGUGUACGAGACGCAGCUGGAGAAAGCCACCGCCUUGCGGCGAGCAACUCUGGAGCGGCGCACAGCGAGCGACGACAUCCCAGACCCGUGGAUUCCCGUGAACACGGAUAAGAUGAUUCCCUUUCCCGAUCAGGUCUCCUUCGAGGAGGCUCGCGACGCCACUCUACGCACCGGGAACACAUCUCCAGGCUCGGACAACAUCACGGUGCGGAUGCUUCGCGCUGUCUGGCAUGCAAUCGAAGUGGUUAUGAUCGCCAAGCUAGGACGCAGAGAUCUGUCUACACCUCGCGCCUGGCGCCCCAUCUCCCUUUUGUCUUGUCUCGGCAAGGGCCUCGAGCGGCUCAUUGCACGGCGUCUAGCGUGGGGCUCAAUCCACUUCGGCGUACUACACCCACAACAAGCCGGCGCGCUUCCGAAGAGGUCGGCCGUGGAUCUCGUAGCUGCCUUGGUUCACGACAUCGAGGAGGCAUUCGCCCGGAAGCAAGUCGCAACCCUGGUGACCUUGGAUAUACAAGGCGCCUUCGAUACAGUUCUCUGCAAUAGAUUGGUCCUCCGCUUACGAGAACAAGGAUGGCCAUCGAACCUCGCGCGCUGGGCCGGCUCGUUCAUGCAGGACAGAUCGGCACGCAUCCGCUAUCAAGACAUCGUGACGGAUUCAUCGCCCUCCAGUGCGUCUGCCGCAGGGUCGCCCGUCUCGCCGAUCCUCUUCCUGUUGUACACGGAGCCGAUAUAUCGCCUAGGUCACUCUCAGGGACGCUUCGGCUACGCGGACGACACUGCCAUUCUAUGCGUCGGUAAUAGCCUUGAUGAAACGACCGCCGAAGCAUCUCACCAUGAGACUGACGAACACGAAGCAUGGCCUCUGCCGAGUGCUAUGCGACGAGCCGUCUGCGCUUGCGUCAUCCCCGUGCUACUGUACGCGGCGGAGGCCUGGUACCCUGGUCCGAAAAGCCCGCGCUGGACGAAGCCUUCCAAGGAGGGGCCGUCGGGGAUUGGCAACCUCGUCAAGAAGAUGAGCAAGGCACUCUACACGUCUCUUCGGGCUAUUCUGCCAGUGUGGAGGACGACACCGACGAACGUGCUGCACAGGAGGCGAGAAUACCGCCCGUUCCUCUACUCCUCGAAGGGCGUCGGACGGCCUUUGCUGCGCGCCUUAAAGCUCUCGACGAAGCUCACCCGCUCGUCCAGCGCACGUCGCGACCAAAAGCUCCCACUGCGGCGAGCCGACGAAAUGCUAUCGAGCUGCCCGAGACCUGCUUUACUGCAGCGCGGAUUUGCCGAAGAGCAGACUGCGCCUCUGCAGAGUGCAUCGAAACACGAGACGGCGAAAAAAUUUCGCGACUGGCUUCAGGCACUAUCGCCCCGAACUCUUGUCGUCUACUCCGACGGGUCUCGUUCUGAGGAAGGCCACAUCGGAUACGGCUAUGCUGUUCACCGGGACGGAUCCACCGUCUUGAGCGGCAAGGGCCGUCUUGGAACAGCUGAGGUUUUCGACGCUGAGGCGAAAGGUGCAUUGGAGGGGUUGAAGGCUGCGGUGAGCCUUCCAGAAACUGACCGCAUCUUUGUCUGCCUCGACAACCUCGCGACCGCAACAUGCUUACGGGGCACGCCGAACGACUCCUCGCAAGAGGUCUUCCUUGACUUUCAAUCUUUGGCGGGAGCAUCACUGCCAGAACCCGCUGAUGGCGAACCGACGCUAGCGCAUCUGCGAAAAAUUGCCCGACUGCAGCGGAAAGAGGCUUUCAGUGCCUGGUGGGAAACCUCUGCGCCGGAGCGAUACAGAGACCUGAGGCUUAAAGCCACAACCAGCUGUUUGGUCACGACGAUGCGCGACUGA
Molecule: messenger RNA, 2835 nt
Organism: Hirsutella rhossiliensis
Lineage: Eukaryota; Fungi; Ascomycota; Sordariomycetes; Hypocreales; Ophiocordycipitaceae
Product: reverse transcriptase (RNA-dependent DNA polymerase) domain-containing protein
Exons: 8
Coding region: 1-2835 (944 amino acids)
Molecular function (GO): nucleic acid binding
Source: RefSeq, a predicted model, not a curated record